Penicillium pulvis is the source of this 231-nucleotide messenger RNA. RefSeq lists its product as uncharacterized. The transcript is spliced from 2 exons. The coding region runs from base 1 to 231 and encodes 76 amino acids. The record is from RefSeq and is a predicted model, not a curated record. Lineage: Eukaryota; Fungi; Ascomycota; Eurotiomycetes; Eurotiales; Aspergillaceae.
AUGAAGGUCAUUAGUGUUAUUAUCGUCACUGCUCUCGCUGCUUUACCAUCUGCUGCUAUGGGCACUGUGGAGGAUGGUGGGGCAUGCACCACAACGUCGGAGUGCAGAUACAUCCUUUCAGAAUGUGAAAACGGUGUCUGCACGGCAGAUGAAGGCUUAGCAGAAUUUGCGAAAGGGAUCUCCGAAGUGGAGCUCGCCAAAAUUGAACAAGAACAUCCAGGAUCGAAGUAG